AUGGGCGUGUCUGCAUUUGCCUACGACACGCUGAAUCUGGAGGACGUUGACCUAUUCCCUUUGACGGUGAUUUCCACCAAUUCUUCCAGCUUCACCGGUAAUCAGCUCAGCUCGAUCCUAUCUGAUUACAUGGAUCGCGAAGAUGUGUUCAGCUCUGCGUUUUUGGAUGUGAUCUAUCUCACAUAUAGUGGGAGUGAGAAGAACAUAUCUGUGGAAAUGGAGUCGACUCUUCCUGAACUCGAUUUCAAGAGCAAGGGUGAUCAAAUUCCAGUGGAGGCUCAUCUGAAAAACCCGCUGCCCAUAGGUCCUUACUUUGCAUCUUCAAGGACGGGGAAAGUUUUCAAGGCACACAGGAUAUAUGCGGACGACUAUAACGCGUUCAUGAUGCCGGCCGUCAGCGAUGAGGAGGGUGGAUAUCUACCACUCCCUGCUACUUCGGAGAGUGUUCUGGGACGCGGUGUGGCUGUUCCUUCUCGUCUUUACUCCACCGUGACUCCUGAGCAACCUUUGGCUGGCCUUCGACUAGGUGUCAAGGAUAUCUACCACGUCAAGGGAUUACGAACAAGCGGGGGAAACAGAGCUUACUACUCCCUUUACGAGCCACGAAAUGAGACUGGUCCAGCUAUCCGAAGCCUUAUUGAUCAAGGAGCCGUAUUUGUCGGCAAAAUGGGCACUGUGAAUUUCGCAAAUGGUGACUCGCCGACAGCUGAUUGGGUUGAUUCCAACUGCCCCUUCAAUCCUCGAGGUGAUGGUUACCAGUACCCCAGUGGCUCUUCUACCGGCCCAGGUGCUGGUAUUGGUGCUUAUGACUGGCUCGACAUUGCUGUCGGAAGUGAUACUGGUGGCUCCAUGCGUGGCCCAGCUGGUGCCCAAGGACUCUUCGGAAACAGACCCACUGUUGGCGCAGUGGAUAUGGAGAAUGUGAUUCCUCUCUGUACUGGUCUCGAUACUGCCGGUGUUUUUGCCCGCAGUGCUGAGCUGUGGUCGCGUGUCGUCCACGUCUGGUAUAAGGACUUUAACGGCAGUGUUUACUCUUACCCAAAGACAAUCUGGUAUCCUGAUCUAUUAACAACAGACGCAUUGACUAUGAUUGAGAACUUUGUUAUCCAGCUUGAGCGUUUCCUAGGCACAGAACGCACGAGAGUUGAUCUCGAUGAGUCUUGGAAGACCACGCGUCCUGCUGGUGCACCAUCAAAUUUGGAAGAAAUGACCCAAUACUGGCUCAACCUGGGUGUGCCGUUUUACAAAGACUAUGCUCAGAAGCACGAUGGCCGCAUUUCAUAUAUGAACCCCGGCCCUCUUCUUCGCUCGGAAAUCGGACAAGAGAAAGGACAACCUGGAUUUGACGAAGCAUGGCAAAACAAGACCUUCUUCUAUGAUUGGUGGAAUGCUUCUGGUGGCUUUGGCGCCAAUGACAACGACACAUGCUCCAAUGCGAUCUAUAUCUAUCCCAACUCUGUUGGUGCUGUCGCCUACCGUGACACUUACCUUGCUCCCCCAAGCCCUCCUUUCUGGGGCAUGUCCGAUAGCAACAUUGCCGUCUAUGCUAGCACACCUGAUCUAAUUGUCCCAAGUGUUCCAUUUAAUGGUACAAAAAGUGGAAAAACGGAGUAUUUGCCGGUCACCAUGAGCUUAGGUGCUGCUCGGGGAUGCGAUCUUAUGUUGGCCAAUAUGAUCGCUGAAAUGGAGAAAGAGGGUAUUUUGAAGCCCGUUGCCACGGGACCGAUGCUUUAUCCGUGA
Messenger RNA from Penicillium odoratum, 1740 nucleotides. RefSeq lists its product as uncharacterized. Bases 1 to 1740 code for a protein of 579 amino acids. The record is from RefSeq and is a predicted model, not a curated record. The transcript is spliced from 10 exons. Lineage: Eukaryota; Fungi; Ascomycota; Eurotiomycetes; Eurotiales; Aspergillaceae.